Messenger RNA from Episyrphus balteatus (marmalade hoverfly), 600 nucleotides. Its product is annotated as sushi, von Willebrand factor type A, EGF and pentraxin domain-containing protein 1-like. Bases 175 to 600 code for a protein of 141 amino acids. The record is from RefSeq and is a predicted model, not a curated record. NCBI's taxonomy places the organism in Eukaryota, Metazoa, Arthropoda, Insecta, Diptera, Syrphidae. The transcript has 4 exons.
ACUAAAACGAAAUAGAUAAAAAACAAAAAACAAGAAAAAAGCCACGCCGCCGGCCGCCAUGUUUGUAAUUUGUUCUGUUUAUGUUGUGCGACAAGAAAAAAUAAAGAAAAACAGAUCCGUCACAUUGAUCAAAUAUCUUCCCCAACUGAAGACCAUGAUCAGUGUAGUGCGGUAAUGAAUGACAUACCACUAAUUGAAUUUGUCGGCGGGGGAACAUAUACAUACGGAGCAUUGCAGGAUGCUCAGACAAUAUUAAGUACUGCGCGUCCAAAAAGUCGAAAAUAUAUUUUCUUGGUAACCGAUGGAUUUUCAAAUGGCAAAGAUCCAAUACCCGUUGCAGAAGAAUUAAAAGCUAACAACGUAACGAUAUUCACUAUUGGCAUACAAUCCGGAAACUAUGAUGAACUUUAUAAUAUUUCAAGUUUUCCCAAAGAAACACACAGCUUCCUUUUGGGGAGCUUCAAAGAAUUUGAAAAACUAGCUCGGGGUGCUCUUAUGCAAGAUCAUAAACUCGGCUACAGUAUCAAGCUUAGUAAUCCUGAUCGAUGUAAUAUUCUUUGCAAUAACACCAACUUUAGUGAAGAUCAGAAUAGAAAGUAA